AUGAGCUACAUCAGUGCCCACGAGCUGCUGGAGCAGCGAGGAGCACCCCUCGAGGAAGCUCAGCUCUGGGCCAUCUUGGGACAAGCCCUUGUGGCCCUGCAAGAUUUGGACGAGCGUGAUCGCUUGCGUUUGCACAUCAACCUCUCUACUUUAUGCCUGAGUGACACUGGCGAAGUUCGCUUCUCAGAGUCAAAGCAACAUGCCGGUGCAGCCAGCUUUGAGGCCCCCGAGCGCGGGUCUCUGGCUCCCACGGCUAGCUCCCGCGCCGUCAUUCACACGCACACCUAUUCGCUUGGCGUGGUGCUCUUCUUCAUGGCCGACCAUAAUCUUCCUAUGAACGCCGAACCCUCGCCUACAUGGUUUGCCUCUGACUCACCGGUCACUACUCUGCUUCGCUUUGGACGCUUGUGCUUUGCAGAACAAAGCACGCGUUUUGUCAAGGUUCAUCUUCUUAACGGCGAGGUUCUAAUGCGCCCCGUACACGUCGACACCUUUGUUCGCGAUGUCUUUCGUCAUGUGGUCAACGAGAUAGGCCUUCACGAAACUGCUUUCUUUGGCCUUGCUCUCAUGCAUACACGCGAAGUCGAGUUUCUCGACAUGGAACGCUACGUUGUGUCUUACUUUCCCACAACACCCAAGCGUCGCGAGAGCAAAAACUUUUACUCGCUCAGCAGCUCCGAGCCUACCAUCCUGGACGUGCAAUUUCGCGUUGAAUUCUAUGUGGAAAACGUCUCGGUCCUCUCCUUGGCCGAAACGCGCCAUCUCUACUACCUUCAGCUCAAGCGCGACGUAAUUCAGGGCACCCUUGCAACCACGGACCAAGCGGCGGUUCAAUUAAGCGCUUUUGCCAUGCAAGCCGAGUAUGGUGACUAUGAUCCCACCACUCAUGUCGGUCGCUACUUCCAUGUCUACGACUUUUUUCCCGAGCAAACGGUCGUCAACAUGACCGUCGCCAUCCUGGAACGCGAGAUGCCGGGCCAACACCGGAAGCUCAAAGACAUGUCUCCCGUUCGCGCAGAAACGGAAUACCUCAAGCUUGCUCAAAAGCUGCACGACUAUGGCGUACUCUACUAUGCGGUUGCGGGUGUUCGGUACCGCCGUCGCAUGCCCCUGCUCAUUGGUAUAAACUCACGCGGCAUCAUCAUCUACGAAGACCUCAACGACCGCAAACAGAAUCCGGUCAAGUUUGCGUGGUCCAACAUUGAGAGUUUAAGCCUGCGCAAUCGCAAGCUUACCAUCAUGCUCAAGGGCGAGGGCAAACAGCGCCACACCGUCUCCGCGGACACCCAGGAGAAGGCCGCUUACCUCCAGCACCGGUGCAAAGCUUAUCACAAGUUCCACUUUAUGAUGCGUCAGCGCUAUGCCGCAGCGGUCGGCAGCAGCAGCAGCAGCAGCGGUGCUCGUCCCAUUAGCAUGCUUGAUCCCAACGUUCGCGUCGACGACUCGGUGCGUUCGGUCUCGGAGCAUCGCCGCAAGACUACUGAGCGUCCGACCCCCUUGUCCUUCGGCCCAGACCAGCACGCGCCGCGCACCCCCGUCGAACUGGACGCAAACCGUGCGGAACGCUUUGGCUUUGAUGAGCAACCUGAUGCCAACCACGACGUUGUUGCCCAGGAGCGGACCGCAACGGCCCCCGCGGCGAUGCAAGCCCGUUCUGCUGUCUAUCCAGCGCCCGCGCUCUUGCAGUUGCAACCACAGACCUCAAAACAAGCAGCGCAGACGGACGUUACCCCCCUCACAAAUGACGUCUUGCACUCGUCCUGGGACUCCCAGGACGAACCGGCCAAGGAUAAUGCCGCAGUAGUCAUGCGCCACACCCUGGCUGAGGAAGCCGCGUCUUCGCCCGCAUUCGUCGAGGACGCCGGGAGCGAGUAUGAGGACGAGAAUGAGGAGCGUGUUGACGCAGUCACGGCGCCCGCAAUGGGCACAAACGUUAGCGUCCACGAGCCAGACGUGCUGGCUGGGGACGAAGCGCAGUCCGCCAACCCCUCGCAUCUCAGGCCAACAACUGCGCCCAUAACAGAGCCAACCCGACCUCGUACGAACACACAACAAGCCAAGUCGCGCCGUGCCAUACAACGUGCCACGCGUGAUCAGGGUUAUGAGGAGUAUGACGACCUUUUGUUGGCUCCAGAUGGCCUGGCAGCACCGCGCACGAGCUUUGCGUCUGUGGCAGCACCGCGCACGAGUUUUGCUUCGGCUCUGGGGGAUCACUCCAGCCCGCCACGGCCCGAGCCCGCAGGCGUUUCACCCGAUGCAGUGAUGGCAGCAUUGCAAGCACAGCUCCCACGGCAUGGGACUCAAUCAACGCUGGUGGAUCUUCAGAGUCCCGACGGCUCCAUCUCCGGCACAGAGCAGGAGGCAUCAGCAGCGUCGAGCGUGCCGGCUAUGCCUUAUACUACCCCACAACCUCAGCGCGGGCCAGCGACUGAAGCAGGUCGCAUCGUGCAAGAUCCACUCGAGGCUGCAGCUUUGUAUGAACGGGCCAAGGCGGCUCGGGAACGUGCUUUGGCAGCCGUGCCACCCAACGAGCAGCGCCAGAGCUUGCAUGCCUUUAAUAUCCGCCUUGAGAAGCGACCCAACGAGGGACUGGGCUUGAGCAUUCGUGGUGGUGGGGUCGUCAGCGACUUGCGUCCCGACAGUGCCGCAGCCCGCGAUGGGCGUAUCAAACGCAAAGACCGCAUCCUUGCUGUCAACGGCAAGUCACUGGCUGAUUUGACCCACGCUGAGGUCAUCCAGCUCUUACGAGACACGGAAGAUGUGGUCAAUCUCACCAUUUCUCCUCGCAGCCUCCAUCGAUCUUCGCGGCGUCAAAGCACGGGUGAGCUUACCGGUCAGCCGAGUCGCCUAGACCCGGCCGUCAUGGCUCAGCAGGAAGACACGGCACCGCAAACAGCCGAUGCGGUGGUACCUGCGGCCAAGGUCGAGCUCAAACCACCCGAGGCCGGCGUGCAGCGAGUUGAAAUCGCCAAAUCGACCAAGACAGGGCUCGGUUUUAGUAUCACCACAAAGAAGAAGGAUCCGAAAAGCCGAAUUUUGGUGGGCAAGGUGCACGCCGGAACCAAGGCGGAUGCAGCUGGUUUGGCCGUGGGCGAUCACAUCGUGGCCGUAGAUGGUCGUUCGCUUGAGGGCUUGACGCCAACGCAAGCGCUUCAGGUUUUGAGCAACACUCGCAGUCAGGUCACUCUGGAUAUUCGGCCACGCGCCGCCCGACAGUCCACGUCCAGUCUGCAGUCCUUUGAUUCGGACGCGAGCUCGAGCAUGCCCACCACGCCCGUGCGUCCGUCCAGCCGCCGCCCGUCAGGGGCAGCAACUAUUCCCGAGCAUGAAAGCAGAAGUGCCAGUCCCAAGCUGGCAGCCGUCAACGAGCACUCGGCUACCGAUGCUGCAGGUGAGAGGGACAACACUUCCCCAUCAGGAUCGCCAAUAGAACGACGCCGCACGCUGCCAGCACCAAGUCACGUCCAGGACACGCCCAGUCUGAGCGCUCGGGCAGCCUCUGUCUCGCAAGGCUCCGGCUCUGGGGCGCGGCGCCUGCCCAUCUUGCCCUCUGGCAAGUCACUGCUGGCUUCACCCGUCAUCACGGCUGCUCACACCACUCUGUCCCGGGGAGUUUCAGAGGAUGAGGCCGCUGUCGUGCCACUGGAUCCCUCAUUCGGGGACGUGCACUCGACGACAGGUGUGUGCCGAAUUGUUUCUCUCCACCGUGGUCGGCUCGGGUUGGGAGUGGUCGUGGCCGGAGGCGUAGAUCUUGGCUUGGGUGGCAUCUUCGUGCAAGAGGUUCGUGCUCAAACCCCGGCAGCCAAGGCAGGCUUGCAGCCAAGCGACCGCCUUCUUCAGAUUGGUGAUGUGGACUUUUCCGGGAUGACCCAUGCUGAAGCCCUCGAGGCCCUGAAACAAGCCUCCAAUCCGAUCCUGCUUCGCACUCAACGCGUUGCGCCAGCCGAGUGGACUCGUCUGAAGGCAGCAGCGGGCAAGUCGGGGGCAUUGGGGAAGACUCGCGCUACGCUGCCCCCGCGCCCCGACAGCGAUCCUACGCCUGGCCUGCCCAUGAACCUUGCCGUGCCCGCCGAGGCCGUGUAUGUCACUCUUCGCCGGUCUCGAGGCUUUGGUAUCACCAUUGGUGGCGGUGCAGACAAGACGCCGCCACAGCCAAUUCGUGUGGAAAAGAUUGUGACGGAUAGUCCGGCUUUUCACGAGGGCACCAUCCAAGUGGGCGAUGUCAUCCUGGCUGCCAACCGUACACCUUUGGAUCGCAGCUCGUACGAACACGCCCUGAACGUUUUGCGCAGUCUACCCCACGAAUCUACCUUUUGCGUUUUGCCAAAAGCUGCAGCAGACAAGGCCCGACAAGCGGCUGACCACGCAGCCUCCUCCCCCGAGUCCAGGACAGCAAAAUCAGCUGCUCUCACAUCUGGGACGCGCACUUCUACCAAAAACACUGACACCCCGUCAGCCGCGCCAGGCAAAGAUCGCCCUCGUUUGCGACCCAUGCUCUCCAAGCAGUCGGCCACCAUCGAUGAGCAAGAAGAACAGGAGCACCAAGAGGAACAGAACAAACAAAAGGUGCAAGUGCAGGAGGAGCAGGCAGUGGUUGCGCCUGUUGAGGAUGCCAAUGACCAGGACAGGGCAGAUAGCCCGGUGGAAACGCAACGCCUGCCAGAGGCUGGUGGCGCAGCUGAGCCGCACCACGAUGUGCCCCGUGUGGAGCCAAUGCUUAAAGUUGAAGCCGAGCCCGUGUUCGCGGCUGUGCCGCGCGGUACAACAAUGACUGCACCAGAGCAGGGUUUGGACUCCGAUGACGCAGAGAUGGAUAUGGACUUGCCCAGCCUGCCAAGUCAAGCACCGCCCACAGAUGGUCACAUUGCAGCAAAAACUGAUACUCGUCCCGUAGUCCACCUACCGCCCCCUCCGUCCUCCAGUGCAGAUGACACAACAGCCACGGAGGCCACGUUUGAUGCAUCAGCUGCUCCAGACAGGAUGGCAGCGUCCGCUGCUGCGUUGCCCGAAGCCGCGCCUCAGCCAAAUGCAACACUUCAGCCUGCAGCAGCAGAUACGUCCAUGGGCGAGGAUGGUCCGCCGACGGAAAGCCUGCCCGUUCCUCCCACCGAGCCCGUCCCCGAGCCCGUCCCCGAGCCCGUCCCGGGAUCCGUGUCUGAGCUCGAGCCAGUAAAUCGAGAGGCACUAUAUGAGGAAAUUUCCGGCAACAUCUUUGAGACAACGUUGCGCAGUGGAGUCACGUUCGGCUUCUCCAUCGCUGGUGGCGGGGAUCGUCCCAUUUAUGUGAAAAAGGUAUCACCCAUGACGCCUGCAGCCCUGGGUGGUUUGUCACGACACGAUGUGCUGCUCGAAGUCAACGGACACGACGUCCGUUUAAUGGACCGCCCAGAUCUACUCAAGGUCAUCAAGGAGCACAAGGGUCAACUUCGCAUCCGGUUCAUUCGCCCAGAUGCUGCAUCAGCGGCGCGGCUCAAGAAAACGCGGGACAGUGACAGCAACUCGACAAAAGGCACCACAGCCCCGGCUGUGAACGGUGUCGGGCCUUCAGGUGCGUCCGGCACCCUCGAACAGGCUGACGUGGCUUUGCGCCCUGCCACUUCUAACCUCGCCAAGCCCAAGGCUCAAAUCAGCUCUCGACCCGACGUGUCGCGCGAAGAGGGCCAGUCCCCCGUUAUGAAUGAGGCAAGCGAGCACCUUCGGCAUCGCCUGAGAUUACGUUCUUCUGCCAGUGAGCUGCACGAAGGCAGCGGUGGCUCCCGAUUUGGUCCGGCUUCGCCAGCUUUGUCGGCCGAAUCCGACGGUGGCAGCAGUGAACGAUCCAUGCCCAUGGGACCAGCGCCAACGCCAGGCCAAGAGGUUGUGAAAGGCGCGAUGCCCAGCGUGGCCCCUGCUGCACCGCUCGCGGUGGACAAGGACGACGAGUUUGACGUCGUAUUGGACAAGACCCAGGACGGCGGACUGGGCUUGCGCUUUCAAGCACAACGCGAUGACACAACCGGUUCUCAGGUGGUCUCAAUCAAAGAGGUCUGCGCUGGUGGGGCCGCUGAACGUGCCGGAACGUUGCGCGCAGGCGAUAUUUUGGUCAGCGUUAAUGGUCAAGCGUUGGCGGGUAAAAAGCCUCGCGAGAUUAUCGACGCGUUGUCUUCUGCUAGCGGCCUGGUGCGUAUGCGUCUUGUUCGCCGGGUACUGAUGGAUCUCAAUGGCAGCCUGCGCCCCGACACCCCCCCUCGCCGGAAUGGUGCGGGCAUAAAGCUCCCAUCCAGUGCAGCACCUCCCGUGGAUAAGGCACCAAGUCCCAGUGCGGCCGGCGCCGAUGAGGCAACGGAUCAGGAGGACGAGGUGGAAGACGGAGUUGACGAAGCAUACGAGGCACGGCGACAGCGACUUCUCGCCUCUGUCGACUACUCUAGUGCUCAGGCCCGCAAGUGGGAGUUGCUGAAAAUUGCUCUGCUGGACGCCAUGCAGCAGCAACAGCCAGCCGACGAGUACACGGAGCUGAACAACAUGCGACCGCAGUUGACCACUCGUGUGGGUCAGUCACACAUGGCAGCCAACCGAUACCGUGACAUUCUUCCUUGCGAUGAGACUCGCGUCAAGCUGGGGGCUGAGGGUUACAUCAACGCCAACCUGGUGCAGCUACCGGUCGCGCCCGGAGAAAAUCGUCAUCAAGCCAUUUUGUGCCAAGGCCCGCUGCCUGAGACUUGCGCAGACAUGUGGCAGAUGGUGUGGGAGCAGGAUACUCGCGUCAUUGUCAUGGUGACUUCGGAAAAAGAAAAGGGCCAUAUCAAAUGCCAUCGCUACUGGCCCGUGCGCAAGCGCAAGAAAGUGACUGCGCGCAACUUUACGAUCGAGAACUUGGGUGUGGUGAAGAAAAGCGGCUUCAAUGUGUCGACCCUUCAAGUGCACGACAGUGCUUCGGGGGCAUCGCGAGAGGUGAUGCACUUUCAAUUUAUUGACUGGCCAGAUCACGGCGUGCCCAGUUCCGCUGCUCAGAUGGUGCAAAUGUUGCGCGAGGUGGCUUUGUUCCAGACGAGCGACGCGGGGCCCAUGGCCGUUCACUGUAGUGCGGGCAUUGGCCGCUCUGGCGUGUUUGUUACAUUGUACACCGUCCUGCUGGCUCUGACCCUCCCACUCCGUGCAUUGGACGUGGUAGCGCGCGAGCACUUUGAGUACACGAGCAUUCCCGUGAAAGAAAUUGUGCAAAAGUUGCGUGAGCAGCGCCAUCCCUCUGUGGUGCAAACCUCGGAACAAUACUUGUUUGUGUAUAAGGCCUACGUGACGCUGCUGGGCAUGCUAUUGGACGGACCAGUUUAG
Molecule: messenger RNA, 7314 nt
Organism: Monosiga brevicollis MX1
Lineage: Eukaryota; Choanoflagellata; Craspedida; Salpingoecidae
Exons: 10
Coding region: 1-7314 (2437 amino acids)
Biological process (GO): protein dephosphorylation
Cellular component (GO): cytoskeleton
Molecular function (GO): protein binding; protein tyrosine phosphatase activity
Source: RefSeq, a predicted model, not a curated record